Sinocyclocheilus grahami is the source of this 4090-nucleotide messenger RNA. RefSeq names its product proline-rich transmembrane protein 2. The transcript is spliced from 5 exons. The record is from RefSeq and is a predicted model, not a curated record. Lineage: Eukaryota; Metazoa; Chordata; Actinopteri; Cypriniformes; Cyprinidae. Gene Ontology annotation, cellular component: membrane. The coding region runs from base 298 to 993 and encodes 231 amino acids.
GAGAACCGAGUCAUAAACGCAGUGGAUCAUAUGCCGACAGACCACCCCACGUUUUUACACUGAUACACACACUAGUAUAUGGUAGGAUAAAGCAAGGCUUUGUUUUCGUCUUAAUUCUGUGGCACCACCUGAACGUCGAUGUGCAACUGUUUAUUUAAAUUCAAAAUGAGAAAGAUCCUAAUUAUUUUUGCAGUCAUUUUGCAUUAGAUUAAGUUCUCAACGAAUCAGAAACCCUAAAUUUAUUCGGACAUAUAAGCUUGAUUUUGCCACACAUCAGUUGUCAUAAACAUCUUGGGAAUGGAUGUGAACGCUGAGGCCAGCAUUCCCAUUGCUGCCCCUGGUGCAGUGGAGGAAGAACAGCAACAGCAACAAUCAGAGCAAGAGACCAGUCAGCAACCAGAUACAGAGUCGGACCUCACCGCCAACACCUCACAGCCAGUCAAGACCGAGCAACAAGAUCCACCCCCCACUGGAGACCCCGCCCCCUCUCAGGAUGCCCCACCCAGAGAUCACCUGACAGUCAUCGACGAGAAUAUGGAAACAAGUAAUGGUGUUUGCCCUGGUCCUAUCGAAAGGUCUCCAAGCGCUGCUUCUCCUCCUCGUCAGCAGCACGCCAAGCCCAACCAUGCGCACGCAAACGGGCGAGCCAGGCUGAGCAGCCGCUCCGGGUCAGUGAGUCACGCUGGGUCACCUCGACCGUCACUCACCCGACAGCCCAGCGCAGCCACUGAUGUCGGAGACGGACCCAAACCCAAACCCAACGAUUAUCUCAUAUGGGCGAUUCUGGCCUGCCUCUGCCCUGUCUGGCCCAUUAACAUCGUCGGCUUGACCUUCUCAGUCAUGUCUCGAAACAGUCUGCAGCAGGGCAAUGUGGAUGGUGCGCGUCGUCUUGGCCAGAAUGCAAAAAUCCUGUCCAUCGUGUCAUUGGUGGGUGGGAUUGUCAUCAUUAUUAUUACUAUCGUCAUCAACUGGGGUGUAAUACUUAAGACCUGAUGGCCGUCACGACACUCAAGACAACAACCAAUCCAUGAUGACCAUUUUCUUCUUCAUCUCUCUACAUCUGAAUGCUCCUGAAUGCUUUUUCAGUUGUUUUGUACUCUAUCUGAAGACUCUGAAGCUGGAUGAUACAUUGAUCUUCUAUCGUGCCAGAACCAUCAAAAACAACAUGGACUCUUCAGUUCUUCGAAUGCCUGGAAUCACGAGCAAGGCAUGCAUGUUUGUUUUUUUGUUUUUUCAACAAAGGACUCAUCGUUUGAGAUGAUGUCAGUAAGGAGACCACACAUAUGAUCUCAUUUCAUUUGUCAUGCACCCCUUGAGGAUGUGAGGGAGGACAAGAAUGAGAGGGAAUUGGAGGGGAUUUGGUUCUCGACAAAGAUUAGAAGUAUUUUUUAUGCACAAGCUGAUUUUAGUAUCCCUGUUCAGAAGUGUGAAUCCAUAAAGACAAGCUCAGAUUAAAAUGUAAUCGAUUAUAUAAAACAGCAGAUGGCUUCCGAGUUGGCAUCCAUCCACAGAUGAGUCCAAUUACUUUAAGAGCUGCUCUAGACACACUUUCAUUUAGGCUUUCUUUUUUCCUUUGAUGAAAGGAUGAGCUGCACCCAGCGUUUAAACAUCUUCAUUUUUGAUUAGACAUGAUGAUUUUGUCUCAAAGGAUUGAAACGAUGUGGAAAAACAGCACAGGAGCCUCUCUCUCUCUUUCUCUCUCUCACAAUGUACAGAUAUUAGGACGAGGUUAUCACACUUAAGCAAGAGAUGAUGUUUCAGAGAAUCCUACAGAUAGAGAAGGAGGGAGAGGUGAGGAGAAAGUGGGAGGGAUCGAGACCUAGCCGCAGUCUUUUGUUUCACACAGAUGGAGGGAUGGAGAGAGAAUGAGAUACGGGAGGAGAGGAGGGGGGCAGUAGUUUCAGAUGAAAAGAUACCCCAGAGAUGGUGAGAUGUAGGGAAUGCAGUAGUGUCGAGAGGGAUCUGAGCCGCCUCUGAUUGGCUGCUUGAGUGUGUGUGUGUGAGUGUGAGUGUGAGGAAGCCAAUAUCGUAACGCUCACCAACAUGCCCUCCCCUCUUCCUCACAGCUAUGCUCGACCAGAUCCUUCAAGGCAAACAGAAAGCAGACCAUUAAUUUAGUAUUGUGUUUUAGCAGUAUGAGGCAAAACGAUGAUACAAACAGUCAUGUUUUUAUACCGUAAUGUUUACAGUAGAAUCUGAUACAUUCAGCCGGAACACUAGGAUGUUUCGACCAUGACGAAUCAUUUUACACAGCCACAAACUGUUUGUUUGGUGGAAUGAUUUGUGUUGCUCAACAGAAUGAUACCUGAAUCCUUCCUGGUCAGGCCACACCAACUGUGCCAAAAUUCAGACUCUGCCAAGACUCCAGCUUAGGGGGGCAUGUUUGUGACUGAAACAGGAAAUGAGAGCAUAUAUGCAUUUUUAAGAAGGCAUAUAUGUAGGGAUGCACAUUUACAAAUCCAAUAUAAGCCUAAAAUUAAAAAAAAAAAUACUGAUACAUUUAAAUAUGACAACUGAUAAAUAAAUAAAAAAUCAACUAAACGGUAUCCGAUAUUGCCAGACAGAUACAUUUAAAUGCUACAGACUGAUCAUUAAAUGUAAAAACAGAGGAAAUGAGCAUGCACAAUUAUCCAAUAUCAAUAAAAAGAAAUCAAAUAUUGACUGACCGAUAUUUUUUAUUCCAACCAGCCGAUACAUUUGUGUAAAAAUACAGAAAUAUCAGUCAAAAAAUCUAAUACUGAUUGACCAAUAAAUUGAUAAAUUAAUAUGUAAAAAUAGAGGAAAUUAGCAUGCACAAUUAAAUGGCCAAAUAUCCAGAUUUAUAUUGAUAAAACAUAAAUUUAAAUACUACCAAACUGUACAUUUAAAAGAUUAGGAUCUUAUUGUGCAUCCCUACAUAUGGAGUUCUUUUAUAGAUAAAAUUACACAUCCCUCAUUUUCAUGGCUUUGGGUUUCUUGCAUGCAGAAUGUGACUCUGUUUCAUUGAUGUUUACAGCUUUUUGAUGGCAAUGGGGGCACUGGUUAACUCUCUGAAAUCAAGUAUUCUUAUUUUUUUACAAGGCAAAACCUUUGCUGUGUUGCUCUUUGUAAAUGUUCUGUAUCUAGCGCAACAUAUUCCGAACCACAAACAGUAUGAAUGUCGAUAAGCAUGCUGACUCAGGUUGGGUGAUGAGAGGGUGAUUUUGGGUUCAGCUUGCAUGACGGAUGGGGCUACAAUCCUCUUUUUGAUACAUUUCAGUUUGCGACUGCUCUACAUCCCCACCACUCAAAUAUGAAUGAGUGUAGCAUGCACAUUUGAUCCAACCGUGUGCAGUCAGUGAAUGCCAGCUUGACUUUUGUUCUCUUGAAUUGUUCUGCUCAGCUAUAUUUAUAUUUAACCUGCUUACGUAUUCAUGCUUGCAUAUACAUAUGUAUGUAUUUAUGUGUCUGUACAUAUUUGUACCGCUUCCAUUCGUGUGAUGGACAUGAACAGUGCUCGCAAUGCAAAUCUUGACUGUUAACACUGCAGUGCUUUCACAAAUUUUUAUUGGUAUGCAUUUUGAAAUCGGCCCUCUCAGCGUACAGCAAGUCCGCGGCCAUUUGUUUUGUAUGCCGUUUGUGCUUUGCUAAAACUUUGACCUUACAAGCAUGUUUACACACCAAUUACAGAUCGCCUAUGCUGCACAGUGCAAUUCUAUAAAGAAAUGUUUCAGAGACACCAGCCGAGUCAAUUCUCUGGGUUCCAAGUUCUACCUGCUGCUCAAAGUAUCUAUUUAUUGAUGUGAAGAAAAAUUAUGUUUUUGUGUUUAUUAAACAUUCCCUUACAAAUUCAGCUGCAUUUUGGUGAAAGCACCUGUGCUAGUCAAGACUUUUCCUCUGUGACAUGAAAUGAUUUGGGAGGCAUUAUGAUAACUCUCGUUGCUUAUAUAAUCCUGAUUUCAUGCAGAUCUGCCUGUGCAUGCCUUAAUGAAUUGCUUUGGAACAACAAUAUGUGAUGUACACUGUAUCUAAACCGAAGCGUUUGAUAGAUCUUGCGGUAUUGAUCCUUCUUCUGCUCUGUACCGACACUGAUUAUGUAUCGUCGAGUCCAGAGAAUAAACUGUCUCUCAUU